This is a messenger RNA of Miscanthus lutarioriparius, 2115 nucleotides long. The record is from the annotation of a GenBank genome assembly. NCBI's taxonomy places the organism in Eukaryota, Viridiplantae, Streptophyta, Magnoliopsida, Poales, Poaceae.
AUGAUAGGCGCCAACACCAACGCCGCCGUCUGCCCGUGCCCGGAGUACGCGGAGGUCAACCCCACCGGCCGGUACGGACGGUUCAGCGACGUUCUUGGCAAGGGCGCGUCCAAGAUUGUGUACCGGGCGUUCGAUGAGUACCAGGGGAUGGAGGUGGCGUGGAACCAGGUGAAGCUGCACGACUUCCUGCAGAGCCCCGAGGACCUGGAGCGGCUCUACUGCGAGAUCCACCUCCUCAAGACGCUCAAGCACCGCAACAUCAUGAAGUUCUACACCUCCUGGGUCGACGUCUCCCGCCGCAACAUCAACUUCAUCACCGAGAUGUUCACCUCCGGCACCCUCCGCCAGUACAGGCAGAGGCACCGGAGGGUGAACAUAUGGGCGGUGAAGCACUGGUGCCGGCAAAUCCUCAGCGGCCUGCUGUAUCUGCACAGCCACAAUCCGCCCAUCAUCCACCGGGACCUCAAGUGUGACAACAUCUUCGUGAACGGCAACCAGGGCGAGGUCAAGAUUGGCGACCUCGGCCUCGCGGCCAUCCUCCGUAAGUCCCACGCCGUCCAUUGCGUGGGUACACCGGAGUUCAUGGCACCGGAGGUGUAUGAGGAGGAGUACAACGAGCUGGUGGACAUCUACUCGUUUGGGAUGUGCGUGCUCGAGAUGGUCACGUUUGAGUACCCCUACAGCGAGUGUACACACCCGGUGCAGAUAUACAAGAAAGUGAUCUCUGGUACUAAGCCAGAAGCUCUGUACAAGGUGAAAGAUCCAAUGGUGAGGCGCUUCGUUGAGAAGUGCCUGGCAACGGCCUCUCAGAGACUGUCAGCGAGAGAACUGCUUGAGGAUCCCUUCCUACAGGGUGAUGACGUGGCUGUUUCUUUGGAUGGUGGAGAUUAUCAUGUACCGUCUAAUUAUAUACGGCAGCCUUCAUAUUUAGGGCAUACCUAUAGCAAUGGCUCCAUGAUGAGUAAUGAAUUCUCAGAAAGCAUUGAUGAAGAUGCUCUGAGUGAAGACUGCGAGGAUGAUGACAUGAAAGGCCAAGAUGGCAUUGACUUGUUCAAAGAGAAUGAAGAUGAGCCUCUUGGCAAUGUGGAUAUAACAAUCGAAGGGAGAAAGAGUGAGGAUGGAGGCAUAUUCCUCAGAUUGCGGAUUUCUGAUAAUGAUGGACGGGUACGCAACAUCUAUUUUCCUUUCGACGUUGAGGCUGAUACCGCACUAAGUGUUGCAACUGAAAUGGUAGCCGAGCUGGAUAUAACUGACCAUGAAGUUACUCGAAUUGCUGACAUGAUUGAUGGUGAGGUCAGUGCAUUGGUACCAGGUUGGAGGCCUGGUCCGGGCAUAGAGGAAGCUCCUGACACUUCAUACUGCCAUAACUGUGGAUCCAACGUGUCAUCGUGUGGUUCACUUUACGCCUACAUGUCAUCAGGCCGUCAAGGUUGCCAAUGUGCAGAGCUACAUGGGCGGUUUGAGGAGAUCACAUUCCAGGCCGAUGGUGAGCAGUGUGAUUUGCAGGAAUCUGCUGGCAGCUCUGAUGAUGGAGGUGGCCAAACAGAGCAUCAUGUCAAAAGCAAGGAGUCCACUCAUGUGAAUGGCCUUGUACAGAUGGGUAGAAGAGAUCUUUCUAGUCAGCUUUGCUUCAGUUCAUUUCAAGAGCAAUCAUGUUCAUCUAACCAUUACGAGAAUGACACUAACCAUCACACAAAUGGGUUCGACAUGAAGCAUGAGGUAAAGAUUGCCAAGUACAAAGCACGGAAAAUGGCACAGUUAAAGAAGGCUAUCCAUCCAUCUCUUGACUUUGACAAUGCAUAUGGAGUAAAUAGGAUGAAGCCUUCACUGAACAAACUGCAAUCUUUCCAUAUUGGAAAGAACCACAGUUUCCGCGUACCAACAACAAGCCCAGGUAAAGCAAGUAUGGAUUAUCAUUCUGACUUGAACAGCCAAGUAUGGCAUAGCAGGCACCCCGAUCCAGGAGCCCAAAGGGCCCGGCAUUGUGAGGUCAAUGCAUCUGGGAGCAGCCCGGAUUAUAUGUUUACAGCGAGGCGCUACUAUACUGGAGCUCAGUUGCCGCCAAAUCUCCCGAGAACAAAAUCUGUACCCCCCCUAAGUGCUGUCGACGCCUGA